CUUGCGCGUGCCUACUUUCUUUUUAACCAUCACAUGUACAGUAUUUCAACUAAGUGGUGUUCUUUGAGCGACAGCUGUUACAUGUUCAUUGGAAGGUCACUAAGGUGCAAUACAACUUUCUUUUGCAGACGGUGUUAUGACAUACAUUACACUUUAGAUGGCCAUGGAUCAAAGUGGGUCUACAGAAUUCCAGUUUUACCACACUUUGAUAUUGAGUAUGGUGGCCUGAAGAAAACAUGACAUCCAGAAAGCGACGUCAACUUCCUGACUGGUUGGCAAUGUGUAAAGUACAGAAAUCAGACACAGAGAAUGAAGUGUUAGACAGUGCAGCGUCAGUAAAUAACAAGGCAGGGAACUCGGUGCAUAAGGAUGAAAACUCCAUACAAAUCAGUUCAACUUCAGCACAAGGUGGACCAGGUACUAAAAUGAGUAAAUUUGAUAAUACAGUGUCGAAAUGUAACAGCAAGGAAGAAAGGCAGUGUUUAGCUGCGGCAGAGUUCCAGAAAAGAAUGGAUGAUUUUCUACCAGAGAUGUUAUUCACUGGUACACUAACUUACUCCUCCCACAAAAACGACUGUAAUGCACUGUGUGAGGAGAUAGAGUCAAGUGUGACGGGAGAAUUGAAUUUCCUGGGCUUUGACAUGGAGUGGCCAGUUACCUAUAGGCAGGGACAACAGGACCCAACUGCUGUAGUUCAGCUGUGUACAGGACCUGAGCGAUGCUACCUGUUUCAUCUGUCUACCAUGCAAUGUAUACCUCCACAACUUAACAGACUUCUGAAGAACAGCAACAUCAAGAAGGUGGGUGUUGGAAUUGAGUCGGAUCUGUGGAAGCUGGAGAGAGACUUUGAUAUACAGGUACAACCAAUUAUCAAAAACUCCAUGGUGGAUCUAGCACUGUUCGCAAACAGUGUGCUGAAAACAUCAGAGAAUUGGAGUUUGGAUGGUUUAACACGUCAUCUGUUUAAACAAAAAAUUAAUAAAACCCCUGAGAUUAGAAAGAGUGACUGGUCCCGGUAUCCUCUCUCGGAGGCCCAGAAGAAGUAUGCAGCCACUGAUGCCUAUGUUAGUUACGAGAUAUACCAGAGGCUGUUAAACCUUCAUAAAAAUUGAUUUUUUUUUAGCUCACCUGCCCGAAGGCAAGUAAAUGGAGUUCACCGUUUCGUCCGUCGUCUGUCCGUCAACUUUCCUUUAAAAACACUACUUGUCCUGAACGGCCCAGUGGAUUUGGACUAA
This is a messenger RNA of Mizuhopecten yessoensis (Yesso scallop), 1235 nucleotides long. Its product is annotated as Werner syndrome ATP-dependent helicase homolog. Gene Ontology annotation, molecular function: 3'-5' exonuclease activity; nucleic acid binding. The transcript is spliced from 3 exons. Bases 237 to 1112 code for a protein of 291 amino acids. Gene Ontology annotation, biological process: nucleobase-containing compound metabolic process. The record is from RefSeq and is a predicted model, not a curated record. NCBI's taxonomy places the organism in Eukaryota, Metazoa, Mollusca, Bivalvia, Pectinida, Pectinidae.